Messenger RNA from Colletotrichum godetiae, 732 nucleotides. RefSeq lists its product as uncharacterized. Bases 1 to 732 code for a protein of 243 amino acids. NCBI's taxonomy places the organism in Eukaryota, Fungi, Ascomycota, Sordariomycetes, Glomerellales, Glomerellaceae. The record is from RefSeq and is a predicted model, not a curated record. The transcript is spliced from 2 exons.
AUGACCACAUCUCACAGACCUCUGGAAGCUCAAGCGAACGCACAGAGGGACCCUUCCAAGUUCCCGCCCGGAGGUCUUCCCCAUCCGUGUCAGUGUCUCACGGCACAGCAAUUGGUUCAGAUGGAUCCCGAGCGGUCGGAACAAGAGAGACGCCAAGUCGGCGAUGAAUGGAUACUCAACGGCCCGCCCAAUGGAGACCAGCCAGACAACGCUUUCGGCGCCCGGCAUGAUGGGAUGUUGAAGACUCCAAGUCGCCAGUCGCCAGUCGCCAGUCAGCCAGACACGGCCUACGGAGGCCGAAGUGAACGCCAGAACGGCCACCCGCGGAGAAGGAGAUGCCAGGGAUCAUGGCAACACGGGAUUCGGCUUCAUCCGUACCGUUUGCGCGACAACGAAAGAGAGUUUGCGUUCGACCUGCACCAGGUACAGUCCCUGCAGGGAAAAGGACGGUCUGGCCUGCCACGUCUAGCUCGACUGGUCCAAGUCUCCAGACUCCAAGAGGCUAUCGUAGCCGAUCCAAAGUACGAACAGGCCCCAGCGCGUGCCGCCGCCGCCGCGGCGCCGCGUAGCGUGGCGCCAAUCGCAUACAGAAGAAUUCUCGCUGAUAUUCUGGUCGCUUCAUCCUUUGCACCUGCAUACCGGAGCUUCACUUUAUAUCACUUACAUUUUGCCGAGUGCGACACCUACGCUGUAUACCGUACCGAAAACUCGGCACAUUGCAUGACUGCGUAG